AUGUCGCACAAAAAGCUUAAGGGCGGCCAUAUGGCCAUCAUCGAGAACUGGUAUCAUCAGAUACCGGCAUUUACGGACGUGUUUACGGAGGAGAGUUUCUACAUGUUUGCCGUCUGCUUUGUGCUGUCCACCAUAGCCGUCGUGUUUGUGCUGUCCCGGUUUAUCACGCUGAAGCCGGUCGAUUAGUCAUUUUUUU
Molecule: messenger RNA, 196 nt
Organism: Anopheles funestus (African malaria mosquito)
Lineage: Eukaryota; Metazoa; Arthropoda; Insecta; Diptera; Culicidae
Exons: 1
Coding region: 1-186 (61 amino acids)
Source: RefSeq, a predicted model, not a curated record